Meloidogyne enterolobii is the source of this 687-nucleotide messenger RNA. Lineage: Eukaryota; Metazoa; Nematoda; Chromadorea; Rhabditida; Meloidogynidae. The record is from the annotation of a GenBank genome assembly.
AUGAAAAUUGUUUUGUGUUCUGAUUUGUGUAAUGUUACUCAAAUUGAAAUGUUUUCAAUGCUUGAAUGGGUACAGACAAUCCCAGCAUUUUCAUCACUUCAUUUACCUGACAAAAUGCUUUUACUUAAAAGAUUUGCUAUGCCUUGUAAUGUAAUAGAAUAUGGAUAUUUUACUGCACAAAUUGGACUAGAUGAUGUUUGGCUAAUUUCUAAUGGUACUUGUAUGCCUAGAAGUGUUAAUGUUUUGCCUGAUGAAAGCAAGACAUUAGUAACAGAAGAUAGAAAAUGGAGACAAGAAAAAUUAUAUAAACAAAUGACUGAUAGAUGUAUUGAUGGUUUAGUUAUUCCUUUAAGAAGAUUACAAUUAACACCUGAAGAAUUGGUUACGUUAAAAAUACUUUUGCUUUUUAGCUGUGGAAAUCAUACACAAAAAGAAGAAGCAACUUCAUUUAUCAGUGACGAAUCUAGAAAAAUUGCUUUAGAAUGGAAAAAUAAAGUAAUUGCUGCCCUCUUUCAAUUUUAUCGUUCUAUUGGGCAUAAAUCGGCAGCUGAACGUUUUGGAAAUGUUAUUUUAUUAAUUUCUGGAAUUGUUUCUGCAGCAACAUUAGAAUCUUAUCAAAUUAUGCGUUUAUUUAAAUUUGCCAAUUUUGAUAGAGUUUCUGAACAAUUACUUUUUGAUAUAGAUUGA